UCUUCAUGAGCAAACCACCAUAACAAAGCAAAGGACUGGGAAGUGUUUAUAACACAGUGUUAGCUGUUUUCUUGACUUUGCUGAUCGUUUUCUGAAUGUUCAUUGCAUUUUUCUUGGCAAAAACGGCAAGUGUCUUCCGCUUGCCUACUAAGAAAAAGAUAUUUCGAAACCAAGCAACGCAACUUCACUUAUUAGCUAGCAAUAUUUGCUAGCUACUAUUGGCUACAUCUAUCGAGUUCGCUAGUCUAACCGAGUAUGGCCGAAAACGCAAACAGUGCAGCCGGUCUUCCUCCAGGUGAUCCUCAGCUAAUCGCACUAAUCGUGGAACAUCUGAAGAACCGAGGUCUUUUCGACGAGUUUAGAAGGGACUGCCUAGCAGACGUGGACACUAAGCCAGCUUAUCAGAAUUUACGGCAGAAGGUGGACAACUUCGUAUCUAGUCACCUGAGCACACAGGAGUGGAGUCCCUCCAUCAACAAAAAUCAAGUGCGCAAUGGUCUACGACAGAGUGUAGUACAGUCUGGAAUGUUGGAGUCUGGUGUGGACCGAAUUAUAACUCAGGUGGUGGAUCCCAAGCUGAACCAUAUUUUCCGGCCACACAUUGAGAAAGCUAUCCAUGACUUCCUGGCUUCAGAGAAGAAAGAAGAUGGAGUGUUGAAUUCAUCGACCGAGACAGAGCAGCAGGAUGCUACCAGCCAGAACACCACAGCAAAGGCACAAUGAGGUGCCACAUGAUGCAAGUUGUGCUUCUUGUGGAUUAUGACGGCUCGAAGCGUCAGGAUCACUGACUGAGGAAUUGCACCAAAACCGGAAUUACACUUUGUGUGGGAACAUGCUUAGAUUGAGCUGGACAAACCUUGUCCAUAUGUAAAGCAUAAGAGAAGGAAAUGGUCUUUGGCCUAUGCACCGUGUGUGUGUGUGUGUGUGUGUGUGUGUGUGUGUGUGUGUGUGUGUGUGUGUGAGAGAGAGAGGGAGAGAGAGAGAAAUCAUUCAUAAAAUUAGCAUGAGUGAAAGAAGAAUGGAAUAUCUUGUUUAAAUGAUGUCAUGUAAAUUAGUAGUUUUUGUGAUGAGGAAUGUGAAUACAAUCUGACAUUUCACAUUUGUUGAAAUGCUUCCUUUUUUCACUUGUAACAGGGUAUGCAGGAAUAAGCUUCUAUGAAUAAAUAUUACAUACUGGGAA
Neoarius graeffei (lesser salmon catfish) is the source of this 1180-nucleotide messenger RNA. It is a transcript of the gene bod1, whose product is annotated as biorientation of chromosomes in cell division 1. NCBI's taxonomy places the organism in Eukaryota, Metazoa, Chordata, Actinopteri, Siluriformes, Ariidae. The transcript has 4 exons. The record is from RefSeq and is a predicted model, not a curated record. The coding region runs from base 256 to 723 and encodes 155 amino acids.